Molecule: messenger RNA, 15277 nt
Organism: Phlebotomus papatasi
Lineage: Eukaryota; Metazoa; Arthropoda; Insecta; Diptera; Psychodidae
Gene: hiw
Product: E3 ubiquitin-protein ligase highwire
Exons: 10
Coding region: 249-14786 (4845 amino acids)
Cellular component (GO): nucleus
Source: RefSeq, a predicted model, not a curated record
CUCAGUUUUUUGCAGCUGUCACUGGAAAUUUUCUUUCCAGAUCGUGCUCGUGAAAAAGUGAAUUUUCCCCAAUAAAUACCACAUUUCCCGUGAAAAUUGCAAUGUGAAUCCCCAACUAAGCCCCUCAAGUUCAAACUCACAGUAUUAUUUGCACCACGCGAAGCAAAAUAGAGGCUAAAUUUGAUGUGAUCUUGUGCGUGUGACAGUUUUGUGUUUUCUGCGUAUUACCAGGAAAAUCCAGAUAAAGAAUGGGAAUUUUGGAGUCUGAAGCAUACGGAGAUUACUUUUAUGACAUUUUUAUCAGCAAUUUCACCAAGAAAGCAUCAUCGGACAAGGGAUUCAGGACACGUGGAAGGACGAGUGAGAAGAAGGAUGGUCAGAGGCAUGUUGUGCCCGGAUCACUUCUGAGCACUUAUCGGAUGGAAUUGGAACCCAAUUCGUCCAAAUUUGCCGUUUUCUCGUUGAUCAGGGCAGCUGUGCUGGAGGUUGAGGCCAAGUAUGCCCUGAUCUAUGGGGGAUUCCCAAGAAGGGCUCUUGGGAAGGCAUCCUGCUGUGUCCACUGUUCCACACUCUCAGACAAUGACAGUGACGAUAGUGAUGAGUCCGAGGAGACAACUCAGCGAGAAGUUGUGCAAAAAGUGCCCCAGAUUGUGGGUGCUGGACUCAAGAGUCUCUUUGAAUUGAUAGCAGAGGCUCGAAAUAUCCAUCCUAGGCUCUGUACUCGAGCUCUCAAGGCCCUACUGGACAUUAUUCAGGGUCAGAAUCCUGAGAGUUUCAAGUCAGAGCCAGGAGAGAUGAUCAAUCAGCUUUUCGAUUUGCUGCUUGAUCUGGCAACUCUGUAUGAAAGUUCGUCAGUUGGGGACCAAGCUGAUGUUAACAAUUGGUCAGCUAUUGGUUGUUCAGCUCUGUUGGGGCUGUGUGUUGCCCGUGGAGAUACUGGGAAGAUUCUCAGGGCACUCACAGCAAUGCUAAUGUCCCCAAUGCAGCUUUCGUCGCAAUACAUUGCUUUCCCUUUGGUGUUGAACACUCUGCAGAGGAGUGUUAUUUCAGUAGCUCUCAAUAGACCUACAAAACCGGAAUUCUUGAGAAAUGGUAUCCCUCAGAAUUGUCUCCUUGAUCAAUUUUCACUGGCAAAUCAACUUCCUGCCACUUACGCAUUCAAUUUGCAACCGUCAAUUGCUUCAGAUGGAAGGUUUAUCUUCAUUCUGAUGGGGAGGAGUCUUCUGAAGAUUGGAACAGGGUUCAAUGGGACUCUGAAGGGUUAUCUGUACGCAGUGAACAAUGAGUUUGGGAAAGAGACAAAUGGUUGGAUAGGAUAUGCAAGGAAUACCCUUUACUAUCGUCGUUUGUCUAAAAGAAACUUCGACAACGUCUUAAUUGUGGAUACGGAGAAGUUAGCUGUUGUAGAAUCUGUUCACUUAGCUGUCGGUCAAGGUAAAGAUAUCCAGAGUAUCUUGUUCUCAGACGGGGAAUCUUUAAACGUUCUCUGCACAACCAAAGAUGACAGUCUUAUUGUGAAGCAAAUUCUUCCUCCCGUUGCUGGAACAGUCUUUGAUUUACCGCUAAAGUUAGCCAGGAAAACCUUUCGAACUCUCGGCUAUGCGGCCUUUGAAGACGAAGUUCUCAAUCAAAAUCAAAUUCAGAAGAUUCAGUCGUCGUACAAUCCCUUUGAACCAAAACUCAGCAAUGACGUUGAAGUCCUCAGUAUUUGCUGUGGAAAGGAAUUUGGGUUGGUGAGAACACCAACUGGAAAGGUGUACUACUACGGCAAGGCUGCUUCGUUGGGUUUGAAAAGCGUAGGGAAAAGUCCUACGUUGAGGUUGACCGAGUUGAUUGUGUCAAAAUCGGAAAAUAUCGUUCACAUUGCUGUCGGACAUGAUGGAGUUCAUGCCAUUCUCGUAACAGACGACGGUUUUGUCUAUUUCACGGGAACAGCCAGGAGGGGAGAAGAUGGAGACUCAUCCAAGAACCGUAGGCAACCGAAAGCGGUGAAGCCAAAGAAGAUCGGUAAAGUCGAAGUUACCAGUGUUGUCUAUGCUUCGUGUAACAACGGGACGUCGGCUUUCGUUACGAAAAGUGGAAAGCUGGUAAUGUACGGAAAGGAUACAGCUCACUGUGAUUCAUCUGGAUUUGUAACUGCUCUGGCUGAUCAGCAUACGGUUAAGGUCUCUCUGGGUAAGGCUCACUGUGCAGUGCUGAACUCCAAGGGACAACUCUUCACAUUCGGCUUGAACAACAAAGGACAGUGCGGACGAGUCUUCGUGAAGGAGAAGGAGACGUCUCUGAUGGAGACAUCAGAACCGAAGAGCGUUGAAAUUCCAGUAGGAAUCAAAGCCGAACUGGCUCCUAUUUGCGACCCCGAUGAUCAUACUUUAACCCUGGGUCAGUGCAGGGUCUGCACGAUUUGCAGAGAAUGCACGGGGUACAAUACUUCGUGUGUUGUGAUGCAGAGAAUCCCGCAGGAUCAACGUAUCCCAGGAGCAGACUGUGACUGCGGACAUGGUUGUGCAGGAUGUUCAAAAUGUGCAGCUUGCAAUGGUUGCAUCAAUCAACAGGAAAGUGAAAGUGUGUCUGAGAACACAAUUCCGCGUGAUCCAAUCUCCACGGCUUCCCGGGUGAAGUACCGUGGUCCGGUGUUGCGAAAGAAGGAACGGAAGCAUGCUGAGGAAACUAUGGGAUCAGAUGCUGAACGAGAUCAACCCAGAGUUGCUCCUUUGCCUCCGGCCAGAGUUGCCCUGCCCUCUGCUAGUCCCGUUGUUCAGAUCUCUUGCGGACUUCACCAUACCGUUGCCUUGACCAUGGUAGGCGAGGUCUUUACAUUCGGCAGCAAUCAAUACGGCCAACUGGGAACGGGAGACCUCCAACCAGUUGCCGGUCCGCAUCAAGUUAAAGUUUCAGGAACGGUGAUUCAUGUGGCCGCAGGGUCCAAUCACACCGUUCUGAUGACGACAAAAGGAGUAGUCUAUACAUUCGGAAACUACCAAAAGGGUCAACUUGGUAGAUUUCCAAAUGAGUUCCAACAGAGAGAAGAUCCAAUUGUGAAGUACGAAGUGAAGAAUGAACAACCAACGGCUUCUGAAUUGCUGGCUCAGCGUCAGAAGUUCUUGUGGAAUUGCAUCCCAGGACCAGUGAUGGGUAUCGGUCCGAGUUAUGGGAAACGCGCUACUUGGAUAAGUGCUAGUGGAGAUCAAACUUUUGUUAAGAUAGACGAGAGUCUGGUUACCGGAUCAAUGCUAUCAAAGUUGAACAUUGUUGCGGACAAGAACACGAUGCUUCUGAUUCCGAAUGUUCCUCUGUCUUUCGACUGUCUUACAAUCAAUCGACAAGAUGGAACGUGUUCGACUCAUAGCAGAAAUCAAAUUGACUUUACUAAGAUCAUUCAAUCCCAUCAAGCAACCAUUGAGCAAAUGGCGUCGGAUAAAUGCAAUCAGAAUACAGAAGUGCCCAAGGAUGCAACCAAACAGAUGUCUCAGAGUAUCCAUGAAGCUAGGAAUCAACUAUUUGACUUCCAGGAAUGUGGUAAAAGUGGCAAGAAUGUCCAUAAGAAUACAGAGAUUCAGCCACAGCUGGCCUUCACCCUCGAGCCAAGCUAUGGCAAUCUCUGGGCUUUCGAUGCCAUCGCCAAGAAGAUGUACUGCUACAAUGUAAUUGCUGGUGAUAUGAUGAACACUCCUGUUGAUCAUACUUCUGAUUUAAGGGCAAUUCUUUCUUCGCAUUUAGCUCUUCCUUCAAAGGCUGACGUCCCGAUUACGAGAAGUCAAGCUUCGCUGAAUCUUCUAGCUUGCUUGGAUAUUCUAACGUCAUCUUCUGAUAACAUUCCUCAUUGCUUUGAAACACUCGUUGAACAGUCCAUCAAUUCGGCGAAAGAGUCAACCGGAACGGACUUUCAAUCAGUGGUUAGGUUCGAAAACUACGGAGGAGGAUGGGGUUAUUCUGGGCACAGUGUGGAAGCUAUCAGAUUUAUGGCUGACACGGAUGUUCUGAUUGGUGGAUUUGGGAUAUUCGGAGGACGCGGUGAAUACACCUGCAAGCUUAAAGUUUACGAUCUUGGUAUUGAAGGUGGUGGAUAUGAGAAAGAUGGUGUCCUAAUUGCAGAAACCGAUGAGACUCCCUUCGAAUGCCCAGCUAGGAGUCGAUACAAUAUCCUCUUGCAGAAACCGAUAACAGCUUCAGCAGGGAAUUGGUUUCUUGUUUGGAGCAGGAUUUCUGGACCAUCUUCAGAUUGCGGAUCAUGCGGUCAAGCAAGCGUAACUACAGACGAUCAAGUGGUCUUUACUUUCAAGUCUUCGAAGAAAGCUAACAACGGAACGGAUGUUAAUUCAGGACAGAUCCCAUCGAUUCUCUACAAAGUCAUCAACAGAGAGUCAAAGCAGAUCUCCGAUCACUACGAUAUUGAACCCAUUCAUAAGAUAUCCAAGAUGUUUGCAAAUUCCGUUACGAAGGAAUGUUUCGAUAGCUUAGUGUCACUUCUGAACUGGGCUUGGGGGACUUUCAAAAUGUCCCUGGGAGAGUUGAAAGAUCGUCGGAGAUAUCUGCAUGUUCAUUCAUGUCUUGAGAGAUUGGUUUACGUCAACAAGUCUUGUUUGAGACUCCUCAGGAAGUACACAAACGAGGUGUACCCAGUUGUCACGGUUGACAAAGGGGAUAAGAAGUCUAAAUUCUGGGGAGAAUCUAAAGAAGGGGAAAAGAGAAAAUCUUCCAGCUUGACGGUUAACAAAGGAGCUUCAACUUCAAAGAUGACAACCAUCUCAACGAAGCUAUUUACCUUGAAUACAGGAACUGUGGAGACGUCAACACCAACAACAGCUAAGAAAUCCAAUUCGGAGAACUUACUCUUGGCUGAAUGCAUUGGUGAAGUCCGGGCAUUGUUGAUGCAGAUCCUCUGCGAUGAUAUUCAGUUGGAUGCAGAAAGUGAAGCAUUUGAGAUGCUGACAAACAUCCUGGAUGAAUGUCAUGUGACCUUUGUCAGCUGCUUCAAUGCUUUCUACCCAACGUCUACGCUAAAGUGGAACUGUCUGUGUGACCAACUAGCUCAGAUGGACAGAGGAAUCCUUCAUUCGCGACUCUUAAGUGCCAUUUUGGCCGGACUCUGCAGUCCGAAUGUUCAGCUGAGGAAAACUUUUUCUCUGCUGACGCCGAAUCGCGAAAGGAUUUCCCUGGUCAGUCCGAGUGAUAAUUCCGGGCUACCAAUGCUGACAUCGAUGGAGAAUCAUUCGUAUCCGGUACUGGUUGAACAGAUGAUUUACCGUACUCAGCAGGAAAAGAGUGAUUUCCAUGCAAACACUUGGACUUUCAAGGAUGUUCUGAUGAAAUUAUUGAACAUCAUUUCUAAGCCGAUCAGGUCGAAGAUUGAAAACAUCUAUCAUAGUCGUUGUGGAAACUUCCUCAACAUCGACGUUCAGAGGAAUACUAAUCAAGGACUCAUUGACAACUGCUGUCAUUUGCUAGCAAGAGUUUUAGCUGAGAUUGUCUAUGAAAGCUGUACUUUUGACUUUGACGUUGCGCUUCUGCCGUCGAAGAGUCUGCAGUCAACUGGAUCAAGGUAUACAAGAACGGAUUCCAGUCGAACUUGGAAUACGGGAAACUUCGGUCCGGACGCCAUCGCUUUCUCAGUAGACAAAGCUGGAAUAGCGAUCGCUGGGGCUGUCAUCUAUUCAGGAACCGGAAGCUAUGAGUAUCAAUUGGAAUUGCUACAUGAUACAAUGGAUUCUAAGCUUCAAUUUCAAAAUCGGUGGGAGACUCUGGAAUCGACAUCAGGAACGUACGAUCAAGACGUCGUACAGAAUGAUAUGGUCGAGUUGAAGUUCGAUCGUCCGAUUCAAAUAAAGGAACAUGGAAGGUAUGCCAUUCGAUUGUGUUCCCAGGGCUCCCGGACUUGCUCAGGUGACGCAGGAGUGACAUCCCUAAGGGGACCUUGUGGGGCAACCUUCACGUUCUACCCUUGCGAUUUAAGUUUCAACGGAACGACUCCGAUUAGAGGACAGAUCCCUUGCUUACUCUACUACAGUUCUCCCCUCAGAAAUGAGAAUCACACGGGGAAGAUCAUUAACGAGAUGCAUGCAAGAGACACCGUGCUGCAAAUUGCAUCGGAUAUUACGAAGAAAUGCGCCGAAUUGCUCAUUUUAGCGAGGAAUACAGCAGCAAUGACGAUCUCUCCGAGUGAGAAGAGUCCAAAUUCAUCGAAUAAUACCCAAACGAUUGAUUCAGAACACAAUAUAACGCCAAUUGAGGAGCACAUGGAUAUUGCUUGGAGUAAUAAUUCCUACCACAAUACUUCAACAAGCUUGUCCGAAAGCAAUAUGUCGACAGCGAGAGAUUUAACGAAGAAAAUCGAAUCGUUCUCGAAGGGAAUCAUCGAAACGUUGAAGUUUGAAAAGAGAGCAACGAAUCCUUUCGAAUUUGAAAUUGAAAUCGGAGCGACGGAGAUCAAUCCGAAGGAUUUGCUGGAAGAGAAUGAUCUAAAUGAUAGGAAUGUGAAGAACGGGAAGUUCGCUAAGAUGAACGGGAACAACCGGAUAAUCGGGAAUGAUGACGACAUCAGGAACUAUUUGAAUGAAGUCGCAGGGAAGUGCGAUGGAGAUGACGAUGGAUUUUCUCAGAUGAGUACCUCGGGUAUCCUUGAGUUAUUUGGUCUGAGGGACGCUAGUAUGUUUCAUACGCUCCUGCCGCUUGUGUUUGCCCAUAUUGGACCACUCGUCAACACAGAUCCAAGGAGUUGCGUCCAGAUUCUAAGCCUGAUUCGGGACAUUUUGCCCCAUGUGGCAGCUCUCAAUCAACUUCACGCUGCUAAGGACGCUGAGGAACCCGAUGGGGAGAACGUCGAUGUCAGGAAUAGAAAUCAGGAGAGUCUAGAGGGUCCUUUAUUUGACCUAUGUACUACUAGUAAACACUAUUGCACGGUAGAGAGCGAUCAUCCAUACAAGAGUGCCAUGAUCAGUAGCUACAAAGUAGAAUUCCCGCCAACGGUUCAUUGGUUCUCCAUUGAAUUUGAUCCACAAAGUGGAACAGCUCAACCUGAGGAUUCCCUGCUCCUGUCCAUCCCUCAGGCUCGACUAGCAGCUUCAAUUGUACGUGGUGCACAUCAGUGCGAGGAGAGUAUGAACAGCAGGAAAAGUGUCGAUGUCAUUGCAAGCUAUUCCUCCAUCAAUGAUGACAAUGCCUGGAAUAUCUUCAAUCAGCGAUCAGCAGAUGACGAAAAUUGGAUUGUGGUGAAGAAAUUCAAUACUCCGUCUCAGUGGAAUCAAAAUUCUAUAAUACUCCCUGGAAAUUGUCUCCAACUCUCACUGGAGACUGCCACGAAUUAUCUGCAUGAUCAGCAAGCCAAUCGUUACGGGUUCAAGUGCUUAAUUGUUGGCUAUGAGAAUCCAUCCAUGGAGAAGUUUCCCAAUUCGUGUCUCAUUCGAUUGGAACACGAAUUGGCUUAUCUGGGUGGGAUGUGUAGUGCUAAUUUAAUGAAAAAGGAUUUAGUGUUGCCUGGAGAUAAGUGCGAUGAUCUUUCGCCGAUUAGUGAAACUCUGAAGAAUCAUGCAGCUCUCCUGGGAAAAGGAUUUGCUCUUCCGGACUCGAUGUUGACGAUCAAUCAAGCUCUGGAUUCACAUCUGCCAAUUGGAAGUCACUCCAAUGAGCGACAAUUCCUCAAGGAUUUUGUCACUUGUGCUCCAGGCUCUUCAGGAGCUAGAUUGGCUGCCUGGCUUCAGCCUGAGCCUCGUCUGGACACGAAUAAGUGUGAAUUGAAGCCAAUUGCUGAGCCAAUUCACUAUGGUUGGCCUACGCAAUUGACUGUCGUGACACGUGAUCAGUAUGGGGAUCUUGUCCUUGUGGCAGAUCUUCGGGUUGAGAUUACGGCUAUUCCGGUGGAAGCGACAGGGAAUGGGGGAAGGAAGAUGCGUAGAAUGUCCUUUUUGAGUAGCAAUGAUUUGGCUCCUCCACCAAAGGUUCCCUAUGAACCAACCAUGAAGGAUAGGAUGUGCUACAAGGCAAUAACUUUCAUGAAAGCUUAUGAAGAGUAUUCAUUUGAGGAAUUGAGAUUUGUCAAUCCCAUUCAGACGAGGAUUGUGGAGACACUGCUGGCAAAAGAUAUGGAAGAUGGGACUUUUGGGGUGGCCUGGACGCCAAAUUCUGUGGGAAAUUUUUGCCUGACCGUGAGUGUUGAUGGGAUUCCGUUGGAAAAUAUAACAAGGGUUGAAGUUAAGGAGGCAGGAAUUCCUCCGCCUCCGUCGAAUAUCAAGAGAGUUGAGCCUCCGAAUAAAUUAAGGAGGUUCCGGACGAAGAAUUCUGCAGGAUUGAGAAUUCGGGCACACCCAACGCUCCAGUCUGAGCAAGUGGGAAUCAUCAAGAUGGACGGGAUUAUCUCGUAUAUCGAUGAAGUGGAGAAUGAUGAUGGGGUUUGGGUUAGAUUAAGCACGGAAUCUAUAAGGCAACACUGCACAAAUGCCUGGUAUCCGACGGAAGCCUGGUGUUUGCAGUACAAUCAGCAUUUGGGGAAGAUGCUCCUGCAUCCGGUUAUUGAGCCCACUGUCACUAAAAGCGUCCUCGAGAGGAUCCGGAAAAACAGUGCCAAUGACGCAGAAUCCUUCGAUCCGGAAACCAUCAUUGAGCCUCAGCCAAAGCUGAAAAUCAACUCGCCUAGCAAGAAAGGCUUUGAUUUCUUCAGCUCAAACAAAUUUACUCCUCCCCUGACCACAGAUCUCCCCCCAGCCAGUGGAAGUCCCUUUGUUUUCCAAUCCAAAUCCUCCGGGAAGGGAAGCUUAGAAAGACAGGCAAAAUCCGAUGCCGCUUCCUUUCCCGCUGAGGCUUCCACUUCCAAAGAAGACUCUCCACGUUCCGGAAACCUAUCUCAGAGCCCUAACCAAGGGACAAACAUUAGCUCAACCAUUGCAGGAGUUGUAGGUGGAGGCGCUAGCAAACUCCAAGCACUGAGCAAGUGGUUCAAGGGGGACAGUGUCGAAGGGAAAGAUUUCACAAGAAGAAAGUCGGAUUUUCAUGAAUUUGCCUCGGUUUCUGUGCGUGACAUUGUCAAGGCGAUCGGUGGUCAGGAUUCGGGGAAGAGCAAUGGGAAUGGGAUGACACCACCAUGUGGCAGUCGCUCUUCCAGUCCAGUUGCCAUUCCCAAACAGCCGCCAGAUCAGGCGGGAAGAGUGCAAAAUGCUGAAGAUUUUUCAAGUGCCAGUCCGGAAGAAUCCUCCGGCAAAAUGGCAGAAAGUGCAGAAUUUUCAGGAUCUCUCUAUUCGGGGAACUUUGCAAUUGGAUCCAAUGUGAGUGGAAAUGCUGAGGGAUCAUCACCAAAAAGGAGUCCCAGGAAAUCGAGGAAUAGGAAACUAUCACCAGGAAUACAACAAUUAAGUGCCACUGAUAGAGACACUCCGAUUAAUCAAAUGCCCAGCAAUGAUAAGUCCGUGAGUUCAGGGGAAGCCACUGAUGUGGAAAUUCCCAUGAGGAAUGCUGUGCCCAAAAAAGCUCUUCCUCCGGCUCUGGCUGAGAGUCUAAGGGCAGUUUUUGCGGCAUUUCUCUGGCACGAGGGAAUUGUCCAUGAUGCCAUGGCAUGUGCGUCAUUCUUGAAGUUUCAUCCGACCCUAUCGAAGCAGGGAGCGGUAGUGGUGACCAGAGGAGAGGCCAAAGAUGCCUCCCUGACGCGAGAACAGAAGGCCCAACAGAGGCAUUCGGUGGAAGUGGCCAAUGCGGGCAAUUAUCUCAAUAUUCGACCUUCCACUUUGGAAGCUCUGGCCAAAUCGGGCAAUUCCUCAGUGCACAAUCGUCGGAGGGGGGAUAAAUGCAAGUUGCACUCCCUUCCGGAAAUUGUGACAGUUCUGCCUCCGGCUCUGAGGUGCCUGGUUUAUCUCUGGGAGCAAUUGUGCCUGAACUGCGUGCAAUUGGUGCAGAGCAAUGCAGUGGCAUCGUUUGGGGAUCAACCGACCAAGGAGAGUCCUCCCAAUCGAUCAGCCAGGGAUAUUUUUGGGGAAUUCAAUUGUGAAUCCCGCAAAGGGAGGAAGAAGAAGAAGGAUGAGGGUAGUUACUGCGAAAUGUGUGAGAUCUUCCUCCCAAUUCCAGUCACCUAUCACAUGAGGGUAGUUCAUCCGGGCUGUGGGAAGUCAGCCAAUGGAAAAGGGUACAAUUCCGUCGGGACUUACUGCAAAGGUUGGGCAGGAAAUUGUGGCGAUGGCGGCAAAGGGGCAACCAGUUGGUAUUUGUUGUGUGAAAAAUGUCGGGAUAAGAAUCUUCCUGGGCAGAAGAAUAUCAAUCUGAAUUGUUCGCCGCAGCAGUGUCAGGGGGAUAAACUUGAGAGUUUGUUUGGCCUCAAAACGUCUCUCAUUGUUAACUCAGAUAUUUACACGAUGAUGAAGGAGAAUGCGCUAUUUCUGCUUGAGCUGUCGUCCAAUGGCAUCGGCAGCUUGACGGCAGAUCAAAAGAGAUCUCCACAGCAGAUUCCCAUCAUGACGGAGGAUCAGGUCAAUCAGCUGACCAGUGAUAUGAAUAGGCCCAGCACGAGUCGCGGGGACGGAGGAAGGGAGAAUUUCAAUCAGAAGAUGAUGCACCGUCUCAGUGGGAUUAGGACAUCACCGAGAGAGGCUAAAAUGGGAGGGAAUCAGGGACGUGGGAUUCAUGGGAAUUCGGGUUGUCUGUCGCCGGAACUUCUCUGGCCAGCUCCGGAAAUGUUCUCGUGCCUGGAAUCAUUGGGAGCUUCCCUGAGUGAGGACAUCCUCUACAACAUGUUUGAGUACAAUUCCGGGGACAAUGGAUUCGACAGGCCACUGUCGGACAUUUCGUUUGACUCGAUCGAUCAGACAGGAACUGAUAUUCUUGGACAACUCAAUACAUCGUCCAACAUGAAGUUCCACCGGAGCUUUUCAAUGGGUCAAGGGUGGAAUGGUCAGGCACGCAAUUACAAAUUCUACGGUGGGCAAAAUCCAGAGGUGUCCAAUAAUCAAGUUGAUGGUGGAUCGCGUGUCAUUCUGCGACGCCGGAAUAAUUCAACAUGCGACAAUGAUGCCGGAUCUCUGUUACUCUGCUAUCCGUCGAAUAAUUUGAGAAAGUUGGUGCCUGAGGAAUUUAUUGGGGCUUCUUGUGUGGUUCAGCAGGGUUUAGGGCAGCAGCAGCAGCAGGCUCAGGUUCAGACAGCUGCGGCUGUGGAUGAACUUGAAGGGAAUACCAAUGUCAAUGCUGAGCAGAUGGGGAUGGGUGCGGGGAAUGGGGGGAAGAAGAAGGAGGGAGGGUCUGUGGCGGCAUGUUUGAUGUCCAGACCCGUGAUGAUGUUCAUCCUGAAGCAGCAUGAUCUGGUUAAGUUGAGAUUUGCCAUGAAGAGAAGCCUGAGAGUGGCUACUUGCAGGAUUUAUUCCCUGCAGGCUCUGAAUUGGCUCAUGAGAACUGUUACUCAGACAAUUUGUCUUCAUGACCUUAUGUGGUGGUUUGUGACUUCCCUGACGCCCGUGUCGGAGGAAUUGAGGAUUGAGUCAGAUGGGGAGAUUGCCCUGGAACAUCCUGUGUCCACAACUCAACUCAGUGGACAUGUUUCUUCUGUUCUGACUCAGAGUUUGCAUGCUUUUCUGCAAACUGUUGCAGAUCUAACAUUGCUCUUGCCAGCUGGAUCAUCCCUUCAGCGAACGGCAAUUCAGUGCUUUGGGAUUAGGUUUAGGCAGGCUGAUCAUCAGUUUCUGCACAGAUCGAGGGUUUUUGGGAAUAUCUCGAAGAUUCUGUCCAGAUCGGAUGAACAGAAUGAGAAUAUGGUGCUGUCCUCGACAAUUGCUCUGCAAGAGUCCAAUUGCAAUGUCCAGAAUGGUGGAACGAGGAUCAGUAGUUUGAUGGAUUUGCAGGGAAUGUUUGAGUUGACAGUGUCCUCCAGGCAAGCCAUGGUAGGAGCUCUCCUGGACAAUUCCACAGAGACUUUCUGGGAGAGUGAUGAAGAGGAUAGGAACAAGUCCAAGAUCAUUGAUAUUUCCAUAAGUAAGCUCAAUUAUGUCUGCAGGCAGAUUUUUGUCCACAUUGACAAUAGCCGGGACAUUGGGAAUAAAGUGCAGAACAUUAUGUUCUAUGCUGGACAAUCCCUCGGAGAUACCAAUCUCCUGAAGAGUGUGGACAUUGAGGGAGUGGCUAAUCAGGGAACUUGGAUCUCAGCAACUGUCCGGGAGGAGUGUUCAACGCAUUUUCGGCUGGUGCUGAGUGGACAGGAUCCAACGCUCCGGGUCAGGAGUAUCCGGCUAAUGGGAUAUCCUCUCUUGGAAGAUAAAUUCACAGCGUUGAAACAUAACUUAAAACUGACAAAUUCCCUGCAGAUUCAGCACAGAAAUUGUGAAGCAGAAACCCUAAGAGUUUUCAGGCUAAUCACUGGCCAGGUCUUUGGAAAACUGAUCCUCGGAGAGCAGCAAGAUUACCCAGCGGAAACCUACGCAGCAGUUGCAAUGGAAGCCAGUGGAGCAAGUCUCCAGGCAGAUUCCCUGGACAUGAGGGAGCAUAUGGUGGGAAUUCUCUUCAGUCGAAGUAAACUGUCCCAUUUGCAGAAGCAAGUCAUUGUUCACAUUGUCCAUGCCAUCCGGAAAGAGGCACAGCGUUCCAAGGAAGAAUGGGAAGCUGUAAAUUCCGUGGCUCAGAUCGAUGGGAAAAGUGACGUUAGCAGUGAAAAUUCUCGUCCUCCCGACACUUACUGCUUCGAAAUGCUAAGUAUGGUCCUUGCACUGUCCGGAAGUACCGUUGGCAGAUCCUACCUCUCCCAUCAGUACGGUCUCCUCAAGGAUCUCCUCACUCUCCUGCAUACAGGAAGUGAUAGAGUUCAGAGGCAAGUUACCGCUCUGCUCCGGAGAAUGCUUCCGGAAAUCUCUCCGGACAGCCUUGGAGAUCUUCUGGGGAUCACAAAAAUGCCUCCAACGGACUUUAGUAUUGUCAAUCAGGCCGGAGGGGAUUUUGACAUGAAGCGUCUGGGGAUAAUUGACAUUUUCCUGGCUGUUGUGGCCAAAUCACUGCAGUUGCAGGUGAAAGUGAAGAAUACAACGGUGAUCAAUGGUACUCCGGGAGCAAAUAAAAAUCCCCCGGUCGUCAGGCUUUCCCACUGCAUUGACUUCAAUAUUCACAAUCUCAGAGGAUCACUGGAACGCAGGGAGGAGUUUAUUGAUUUCGGGGACAGUAGCUGGGAGGAGGGAGAUCAGUCGGCUAUUGAGGAGGUCCAUGAGCUCGAGGAGGAUAGUCAGAGGUAUGAUGUGAAGAGGAGACCGAAGGAGGAUGUGAGGAAUGUCAAUCAGAGAUGGUUCCUCAAGGGAAGCAUCUCGGUGAAGCAAGCAGAGAACAUCAUUAAUCUCAUCCGGGAUAUGGCGAGCGGAAAACUGACAGAGAAAUGGUCACUGGUCACAAAGGCAGCAAUUGCCGAGUCCAUUCUCAAUCUCACGCGUCUCGAUGAAGUGUUCAGAAAUCCGGAGAAUUGCAUCAAAACUGCGACUCUCUGGCUGGCUCUGGCGAGUCUCUGUGUCCUGGACACUGACCAUGUGGAGCGUCUAUCGUCUGGACAGUGGUCAAAGACAUCCGAGAGUCGUCCCUUGUGCUCCAAUCACGAUGACGGACUGACUCCGGCUGUGAUUCAGUGUGACACUUGUGGAAGUCUCUGCUGCGACUGCGAUAGGUUCCUGCAUCUCAAUCGCAGGACUCGGUCUCACCAUCGAACCGUGUGCAAGGAGGAAGAGGAAGCCAUUCGGGUGGAGUUGCACGAGAGCUGUGGCAGAACAAAGUUAUUCUGGCUUCUGGCUCUGGCGGACUACAAGACACUAAAGGCGAUGGUUGAGUUCCGGGAUGGGAGCAAUACGAUAAUUUCUGGGCCUCUGGGAGCUGUUGGUAGAUGCAGAUUCUGCGGAGUGACUGGGAAUACGGGACUGUUGGCUGUGGGCAAUGUCUGUGCCGAUGCUCAGUGUCAGGAGCAUGCAGCAGUUGCUUGUGCAAAGAUCCGACCAUGUGGUCAUGCGUGUGGUGGAGUUGCAGGUGAAUCCAAGUGUCUGCCAUGUCUUCAGCAUCUCUGUGCCUCCAGGGAGAAUGAUCAGGCGGAAUCGGCACGGGAACCACGAUUGACACAAGAUGCCGAUGACAUGUGCAUGAUCUGCUUCACCGAAGCGCUCUCCUAUGCUCCAGCCAUUCAGCUGGACUGCGGACAUGUUUUUCACUUCCACUGCUGCAAGGCUGUUCUCACGAGGCGCUGGACUGGUCCGAGGAUCAGUUUUGGCUUCUCCCAGUGUCCCAUCUGCAAGGGGGACAUCCAGCAUUCUCUGCUCACGGAUAUCCUGGAGCCCAUCAAUGCCCUCAAGGAGGAUGUCAAGAGGAAGGCCAUCAUGAGGCUGGAGUACGAGGGCAUUGAGAAUAUGUCAGCAGACAGGGAUCUAACGCAGCAUGCCAUGGAUCGAUAUGCCUACUACGUCUGCUACAAGUGCCAGAAGGCUUACUAUGGAGGCGAAGCUCGGUGCGAUGCUGAAAUUGGGGACAACUACGAUCCCCAGGAGCUGGUUUGUGGGGGUUGCAGUGACAUUGCCAGAGCGCAAAUGUGUCCCAAACACGGAACAGACUUCCUGGAGUACAAAUGUCGCUACUGCUGCUCCGUGGCUGUCUUCUUCUGCUUCGGAACCACUCAUUUCUGCGACACGUGCCACGAUGACUUCCAGCGUCUCACUAAUAUACCAAAGAACAAACUUCCACGCUGCCCAGCCGGUCCCAAGGCCAAGCAGCUCCUGGGUGAAGAUUGUCCGCUGCACAUUGUCCAUCCGGCCACGGGAGAGGAAUUUGCUCUGGGCUGUGGCAUCUGCCGCAAUGCUCAGACCUUCUAGUCGGUAAGUCUUUCGCCCUUCCCAAUACUGAAAGCCACUCGAGGCUCUUAGCAGAAGCAUUAGUUGCGACAUUUUAUUAGAUUAAUCCGUAGAUUAUUUGUAUGUUUAGAUGUUUCUAUUUUUGCUCUAAUCAAAUGCCAUUUUUACUGUGAUCCUCAAAAAAAAAAAAACAAGGGGGAUUGCACAAAGCCAGAAAUAAUUUUAAUAGAUUUUAUCAGAUGGAUUUGUGAGUGAAAAACUCAAAACUUUUGCACUUACUUUCACUAAAUCGAUGAUGCACUCCAAUUUUAUUCUGAUCUUUCGGACAAUUAAUCACUGUGGUAUUAUUGAUGUAUUUUUAAAUAUGUACGUAGAAAUUAAUAAAAAAAAAGAGGACGUUAACUUUGGAAAUUGUUGUCACAGAGAAAUUUAAGCAGAGAAAAAAAGUCGUAAAUGUACUUAAUAUUUUAAGGAUGAAAUAAAUAAAUAUUCAAUGAUAUUCCAUAGAAAAA